Molecule: messenger RNA, 734 nt
Organism: Olea europaea var. sylvestris
Lineage: Eukaryota; Viridiplantae; Streptophyta; Magnoliopsida; Lamiales; Oleaceae
Product: probable 6-phosphogluconolactonase 4, chloroplastic
Exons: 2
Biological process (GO): carbohydrate metabolic process; pentose-phosphate shunt
Molecular function (GO): 6-phosphogluconolactonase activity
Source: RefSeq, a predicted model, not a curated record
AUGUAUCGUUGUCUUGCUGGUCUGCAAUGGAGUACAAGUAGAAUAUUGCGCUUAGUUAGAAAAGUAGCAGUACCAAUUCCUACUGGUAAUGUAUAUGCUAUAAAUGAUGCACUGUCAGCUGAGGGUGCAGCGGAUGAUUAUGAGACCUGUCUCAAGCAUUUGGUUAAAAAUAAAAUAAUAGAUCAAUCUGACAGUAGUGGGUUCCCGAAAUUUGAUCUUAUGCUAUUGGGUAUGGGCCCCGAUGGGCACGUGGCUUCUUUAUUUCCUGGACAUCCACUUUGCCAGGAAAAUGAGAAGUGGGUUACAUUCAUUAAGAACUCGCCAAAACCCCCUCCUGAAAGGAUUUCUUUCACCUUUCCAGUCAUAAACUCCUCAGCAAAUAUAGCACUUGUUGUAGCGGGAGCUGGUAAAGCAGACGUAGUGCAUGCAGCACUUGGUGAUGGUUCAAAUUCUGACAAAUUGCCUGUGCAAAUGGUUUCACCAGAAGGGGAAUUGACAUGGUUUUUGGACGAGGGAGCAGCUUCAAAACUGUAUGCCUGAAGUAGUUUUUCAGUGAUCAGUCAACGAAGUAUGUUUUGUGUCAACUGAGAUGUUAAGCUAUCAUGUAAUGUACUUGGAAGAUUUUGUAAUUGUCCAAUAAUAGUUUUGUGGUGUGAUGUUUCUUCUUCUUCUGUACUUGCUGCAAAGGACAAUGGAAGUUCAAAUUUUUAUUUUACUCUCAUCUCUUAGCUUUC